AUGGAUGAGCUACGGUCAAGUAUGGAAAGACAUAAUGCUACCAAGGACUAUCUCCAGGAUCUGCCCUCCAAGCAGGUCAAUGAAUAUGAUGAGCUAUCAGUAGCGUCUGCCAAUGUAACUUUCACCCGUGUGACGGAAUUCGUCAUUUUCGGAUUCCCGUUCCUUCAGAAUUACCAGAUUUUGCUUUUUUGUGUAUUACUUUGUAUCUACCUCUUCACCGUGUCUGGCAAUGGCAUUAUCUUCUUCUUGGUCAUCUUUGACCAGCAUCUCCAUACCCCAAUGUACUUCUUUGUCAGCAACUUGUCCUUUAUAGACAUGAGUUACACCUCGGUAACCAUCCCGAAGAUGUUGGCCAAGUUCCUGAUGAACCUGGACACCAUUUCCUACAAUGCCUGCUUUGCCCAGAUGUAUAUUUUCCUGACUUUAGGAGCAACAGAGUGUUUACUCCUAGCCGUAAUGGCCUAUGAUCGCUACAUAGCAAUAUGCUCGCCCUUACACUACCACACCAUCAUGACAAGAAAAGUUUACAUAAUACUUUCAAUUGUAGCCUGGUCUGGAGGCUUUGCCACUCCACUCCCAGCCACCCUUCUAUCCUUAAAGUUACCUUUUUGUGGUCCCAAUAUCAUCCACCAUUACUACUGUGAUCAUCCUCCAUUGCUCCAGCUGGCUUGUGCCAAUACAUCCUUCAAUGUAGCUGUGGGGUCUUCUGUUGGCGCCUUAAUCAUUUUGUCAAGCUUUUCUCUAAUUGUCAUAUCUUACAUUAAGAUUAUAAUAGCGAUCCUCAAAAUCAGUUCCCAUGGUGGCCGUAAGAAAACAUUUUCUACCUGCGCCUCCCACUUUGCAGUUGUCAAUAUAUUUUUCUUGCCCAUUAUGUUCAUGUACAUUCGUCCAACAGCCUCCUACUCAUCCGACGUGGACUCUUUGGUGGCCAUGUUAUACACAGUAUUAACCCCCAUGAUGAAUCCCAUUAUAUACAGCCUGAGGAACAAGGACAUCAAAAUGGCUUUCCAGAAGAAAAUAGGCUUCAUCUGUACGACAAGUAACCUGAACACAAAAUGA
Molecule: messenger RNA, 1059 nt
Organism: Nanorana parkeri
Lineage: Eukaryota; Metazoa; Chordata; Amphibia; Anura; Dicroglossidae
Product: olfactory receptor 6N1-like
Exons: 2
Coding region: 1-1059 (352 amino acids)
Biological process (GO): G protein-coupled receptor signaling pathway
Cellular component (GO): membrane
Molecular function (GO): G protein-coupled receptor activity; olfactory receptor activity
Source: RefSeq, a predicted model, not a curated record